Messenger RNA from Sorghum bicolor (sorghum), 1168 nucleotides. Its product is annotated as protein UXT homolog. Gene Ontology annotation, cellular component: chromatin; mediator complex. The transcript is spliced from 7 exons. Bases 504 to 977 code for a protein of 157 amino acids. Lineage: Eukaryota; Viridiplantae; Streptophyta; Magnoliopsida; Poales; Poaceae. Gene Ontology annotation, molecular function: transcription coregulator activity. Gene Ontology annotation, biological process: positive regulation of transcription by RNA polymerase II. The record is from RefSeq and is a predicted model, not a curated record.
AAAAAAAAAACUCUCUCCUCUCCUAACCCUAACAGAGGCGGCGGCGGCGGCGUGCCGGUGCGGCGCUCGGCGCACCCGCUCCCGGCACCUAGGCGUUCGGCGCACGCCACGCACCCGCACCCAGGCGCUCGGCGCACGGCUCACCUGCACGGCCACCCCCAGGCGCUCGGCGCUCGGCGCAAGGCGGCACGCGCCACGCGGCACCCAGGCGCUCGGCGGCUUCGGCGCACCCGCACGGCCGCACCCAGGCGCUCGGCGGCUUCGGCGCACCCGCACCCGCACCCAGGCGCGACGCGUACGACUGGUGUGAACCGAUUCGCUAGCAAUGCUCUUUUCCUUCUUCAAAUGUGUGAAAAUAUAGGCAGGUCUAACUUAUAAGAGUCGGUAUUGCUUAAAAACUGAAUUGAUCUUUGGUUGUGGCUAUCAUCAAAUGCCCUAGUGAGAUCGUGUAUUGAACAGGCACACCCUGCUAAAAUCCUGGUUCCACUACCACUAGCCAGGCCAUGGCUGCGGCAGAGGCGUGGGCACGACAGGAGAAAGUGAGGAAGUUCGAGGAGUUCGUGGACCAGCGGUUGAAACCUGACCUUGCUAAUGCCAUCGCACAGCGCGACAAGGUGUUUGAGCAGCAGAAGACCUUCAGCUUGGAUUUGAAGAGGAACAUUGAAAAUUUGGAGAGGAAUGGUGUUACCAGCAUGCGGUCCAUGGUCAACCUAGGCUCGGAGGUGUACAUGCAAGCAGAAGUACCAGAUACAAGACAUAUUUUUGUGGACAUUGGUCUAGGUUUUCAUGUGGAAUUUACUUGGCAAGAAGCUUUACAGUUCAUAUCUGUAAGAGAGGCAAGGUUGACUAGGCAAAUAGAUGAAUACACGCAUCUCAUCGCAAGCAUAAAAGCACAGAUCAAGUUGGUAUGUGAAGGUAUCCGCGAAGUGCUGCAGCUGCCAGCGGAGAAAGAGUUAUCGCCUAGGAAUACGUGGUAGAAUUGGUUCUCACUGUCACUGGGGCAGGGGGUUGGUGUGCCGCUUCCGUUUUUACAUGACAACUACCUGGCUUCAUCUCUGAUGAACUCGUGCAGUUGAAACUAUUGAGGUGUCGAGAGUAACAAUCUCUUUGACGAUACGACGUACUACGACAUUUCUAAAGUCUUCAUUGCGUUGCCUUGGCGAGCUCA